Messenger RNA from Nothobranchius furzeri (turquoise killifish), 4590 nucleotides. RefSeq names its product protein phosphatase 2, regulatory subunit B', epsilon isoform b (gene ppp2r5eb). Gene Ontology annotation, biological process: protein dephosphorylation; signal transduction. NCBI's taxonomy places the organism in Eukaryota, Metazoa, Chordata, Actinopteri, Cyprinodontiformes, Nothobranchiidae. Gene Ontology annotation, molecular function: protein phosphatase activator activity. Gene Ontology annotation, cellular component: nucleus; cytosol; protein phosphatase type 2A complex. The record is from RefSeq and is a predicted model, not a curated record.
UGCCGCUGUAUAAUUCUUGCUGUCAGUAUUUGCAAGAUAUUGGUAUUUGGGUCUGUACUGGUUAGACUUAAAUGAGUUAAACCAAGGUCUAUAGCCCUUGGGUCAUAGACUAUGAGCUAUAAGUAUAUUGGUCUUUUUAUACUGGGAAUCAGGUGUUAUUUUAGUGAUCAUCUUCUUUAUUUAUUUUUGUCCUGAUUGUGCCCUGAGCAAUUUUAUGACUGAAUAAAAACAAAUAAAAUCAACAUAAAUUGAAAAAUCGUCUUAAAUAAUCGAGAUCUCAGUUUCAGUCACAAUAAUCGUGAUAAUUAUUUUUGCCCUCCAUCAGCUGAUACUGGUGAGAAACGGCAGCGGAACAUUACAACUGAGAAACUGAUCUCAUGGGUGGGCUCAUCAAAGCUUUGUGGCCCAUAGUUCAAAGAGUAGCACGAGGGGACCUGUAUGUGAAACAAAAACACCACACAAUGCAACAAUGGUGGAAAUUGUAGCAAUACAAAGAAAUCCUUAAAAAUCUUACAGUGUCAAUUCCUGGAUUUUUUUUCAUUCUGUCUUAAAGUGAGCCUAUGGUGGAAAUUACAGACCUCAACUUUUUAAGUGGAACAUCCUACACAGUCAGUGGCUGCCAAACGCAAGGAAAUAAUCUUUAAGAGAUAAAUAACAGGUCAUUUAAAUUAUCACCAUUUUACUUGCAAUUGUCAAGUUUCGGUAACAGGGUGUGGCGACAAUCCCAUCACCCAUAGGCAGUAGUUGGACUGAAGAUAGCUGGAUAACACUAACUCUGGGAUGUAUUGCUGGGUAAUGUCUCUUUGGUUAGUUAUAUUCUCCUUAAACUGACAUCCAGUGAUAUGAGUUGUGUUUGAUCAAAUAUUAAGUACAAUUGUUGACAUUUGGUCUUUGGAUAGUACCUUUGGCCACUUAAAUGCUAACUUCUUUUACACCUCAACCUUUUCCCCUCUGUUUCUUUGUUUUGCCUGGUUGUUGGCUUCCUGUCUACCAUUGGUGCCCUCCCUCGUUUUCCUCCUUCUCUGUUGUUGCUCAUUGUACUCCCCCACCCCACCCCUACCCUUCUUCCUAGUUUUAAUCCCACCCUCCCAAGCCUGUUUGGAUGUCAUCUGGCUUCUUAUGUAAGGAGACACAGGGGAGGGUAAUGGCUUUAAAGCCCGAGUGCCACAAUGUCUGACCAGCCGGCAUAUUUGUGCUCGCUGUCACCUGUUGUGUCGGCCUGGGAGUAUUGCUGCUAUUAGCCUUCUAAACGGAGACUGAAAGUGAGGUACUGAUGGGUGUACAGGGAGACUCCAAAGCUUCUUUGGACUGCAGGGCUAUGUCCUCGGCACCCACCACAUCUCCAUCUGUGGACAAAGUGGACGGAUUUUCCCGGAAGUCUGUCAGGAAGGCCAAGCAGAAGCGGUCACAGAGUUCGUCCCAGUUCCGCUCUCAAGGCAAACCCAUAGAGCUUACACCAUUGCCGCUGCUCAAGGACGUGCCGGCGCCGGAGCAGCCGGAGCUGUUCCUGAAGAAGCUGCAGCAGUGCUGUACUGUCUUUGACUUCAUGGACACGCUGUCGGACCUCAAGAUGAAGGAAUAUAAGCGCUCCACGCUCAACGAGCUGGUGGACUAUGUGACUGUCAGCCGGGGCUACCUGACAGAGCAGGCCUACCCUGAGGUUGUCAAAAUGGUGUCUCACAACAUUUUUCGGACCCUCCCACCCAGUGACAGUAAUGAGUUUGACCCUGAGGAGGACGAGCCCACACUCGAGGCUUCCUGGCCACACCUACAGUUGGUAUACGAGUUCUUCAUUCGUUUCCUGGAGAGUCAGGAAUUCCAGCCCAGCAUUGCCAAAAAGUACAUAGACCAGAAGUUUGUCCUACAGCUUUUGGAGUUGUUUGACAGCGAGGAUCCUCGAGAGAGAGACUAUCUGAAGACCGUCUUGCAUAGAAUCUAUGGCAAAUUUCUGGGGCUGAGGGCUUUUAUACGAAAACAGAUCAAUAAUAUUUUUCUACGUUUUGUUUAUGAGACGGAGCACUUCAACGGGGUGGCUGAGUUGCUGGAGAUCCUGGGGAGUAUAAUCAAUGGUUUUGCUCUGCCGCUGAAAGCAGAACAUAAACAGUUUCUGGUCAAAGUGUUGAUCCCCCUCCAUACCGUCAGGAGCCUGUCCCUUUUCCAUGCACAGUUGGCGUAUUGCAUUGUACAGUUCUUAGAGAAAGACCCGACAUUAACGGAACCAGUCAUCAGAGGCUUACUGAAGUUUUGGCCAAAGACCUGCAGUCAAAAAGAGGUGAUGUUUCUAGGUGAGCUGGAAGAAAUCUUGGACGUCAUCGAACCCACACAGUUCGUCAAGAUCCAGGAGCCACUUUUCAAACAGAUCUCCAGAUGUGUCUCCAGCCCACAUUUUCAGGUGGCAGAGCGAGCUCUCUACUACUGGAACAACGAGUACAUCAUGAGUCUGAUCGAGGAGAACUCCAGCGUCAUCCUGCCCAUCAUGUUCGCCAGCCUCUACAGGAUCUCCAAAGAGCACUGGAACCCGGCGAUUGUGGCGCUGGUGUACAACGUCCUGAAGGCCUUCAUGGAGAUGAACAGUACCUUAUUUGAUGAACUCACAGCCACUUACAAGUCAGACCGUCAGCGUGAGAAGAAGAAGGAGAAGGAGAGGGAGGAGCUGUGGAAGAAGCUGGAGGACCUGGAGCUGAAGAGGGGCCUUAGGAGUGACGGGAUCAUCCCAACUUAACGAAGACCGCGCUGCGCUCCCCCACGUCUGACUCCCGCUCUUCGUCCCGACCCCCAUCAGCCAUGUCUGCCCCAGAGCUCCUGAUACUGGGUCCACGCAGAGAGGCCGCUGGUUUCUUAAUUGUUUUGUUUUCUUAUUUUUUCUCCUGUGUUUGUGCAACUUACUUUACAGUAGAUUCAUACGUCUGUUUUCAUUACUCCAGCAGCACUGUAAAUAAUUAUUUUCUUUUUCCCUUCAACUGAUAUUAUUGCAAAUAGAUAAACAAAACAAUAAUGAUAAUAAUAAUAAAAAGAAGAAAACGUAGAAAAUGAUGAGAAAAUGACUUGUGUGGGACGUGGAUUCAAACCGACAACCCUCUCUGGACUGUAGGACAUUUGAACUCACGAGAAAAAAAAAAACGUAAAAAAGAAGCUGGAUUGUUUUGAACACCUCCUCUCUCGCCUCCUCUUCAGCUGUCCCACAUGUAACUUUGUUUUCCUGGUUGUCCUCUCUGCCGUUCUGCUGCCGCCGUCCGGACCGGUUGGAACACCUCUUAAUGACGCCUCCAGCCGUGCAUCUGCCCUCUGAGUGUGUUUACAUGCACAUGCGAGAAAACGCUCACCUCUAGCUUUAAACCUGAAACGUCUACAAAGGGCGUAGUGAGUUAGUAACCACGAUGUUCAGGAUAAGGGACUAAAAUAGUUUUUCAUUUCCUACAUUCCUGGAGUCCAGUUUGAUUUCAGCCGUUUCAUGUUUUUGUUUCACAGCUGGAAAAAACAGCCCGUCACCUUUUACCCAGAAACCUGCAGCGGAGCGGUUUAAUUCUCUAGUGGGCGAUCACACCCUUUUUCCUGUUUCACUCAUCAAAUCUCAUAAAAAAUCCCAUCUGCUGAUGGAUCGUUGGGGGGUGUUGUUGACCUGGCGCCACCUGGUGGUAGGAGUAGGAGGUGCUGAUAAACAGCACGGAGAUUCAAACCAAAAAGUGCCAAAACGACUAAAUAAUCCAAUCAGAGCGACCUUGUUAAAUCAACCAAGGAUUAAAAAGACGUAUUCCAUGUUAGUGAGAUAAUUGUUACAAGCGAAGCCCUUUGCUGUUUGAAGUCGGUAGCUUAGCUGUCCUGCAUUUCAUUAGUUCAGUUUUAAUUGUUUCUGCACAUUUUAGCCCAGGAAGGCUUGAUAAUGGUGUGUAGAGUCCGACCAUGCUGCAUGUAAACACACUCCAGCUUCCUCCAACAGGAUUAGGAUAAAGACCGGUCACUACGGGUCAUGACUGGGUACCGCCGUUGGUACAGGCCUGCCAGCACCCACAUCACACAUGAGGAACAACAGGCACACACCGGAACCAAACAUCCCAUGUUGAGAGUUAAAUACCCCCCCCCCCCCCCCCCCCCCCCAACACACACACACCAGCUUGGGCCCUGGCAGGCGCUGCGUUGACCAGUAUUACCAAUGACAACAUUGUUACUGAACGCAGUGCUCUGGUGGGUUAGGCUCCGCCUCACCUCUGCUGGGACCCCGUGGAGAGGAGCAUCCAGUACGGAACAGGACUCCCUAUUUAUGAUGGUGUUUCCCUCUUUCAGUCUGGUUUUGCUUUUCCGUCUCACUCCCUCUUUUUCUUGGUUUUUAUCUCAUUUUCAAUAUUUUGAUGACGUUUUUUGUCCAUUGGAUAUGUAUAUUUUUUUUAGUAGGGGAGGGAGUGUGGCAGGAAGGCACGGAGCAGACUCCGUUGUCCUGUUGGGAGACACUGAACCUCCCCCCCUCCCCCCUUGCAGAAUUAAAGUGUGCUGUAGAAUGGCCCGGAUAUACUAUGAUUUAAAAGCUGAAAAAAAGGGUUGGAAAAAUACAAAUGUUUAAUUAUUUUAAAAAAAAUAAAGAGAUAUUAAAUUAAA